CGUCUGUGCUUUAUUUUCAAAGCAAGGGGGGAAGCGCCACGCGGGAAGAUGUUGACAAUGGCGCAGGCGACAAGUCAGCGAAUGUUGUUUUUUUAAAUUUCCACUUGGUGACAGAACAACGUCCGUCAGUCUGUCGCGUUAGCUAAUCCGUCGGUUCAGUUCACAUUGUCUCAGACACAACGUUCACACACGUGUCUGUCAACACGCACGUUUGUGUCGCCGUCAAAAGCUUCGGAGUGAUACUAUUGUAAUAGUAUUCCCGUAGCGUCGUGCAUGGCUACGGUUCUCUUUUUAAAAACAUCAUGUCAGCACGUAACAACUUGCUAAACUCCUUUGAGUCGCCGGGACGUGUCAGCUGCGCCGCCGCAGACCUCGAUGAAGAGGAACCACUCCCACUCCCAGUGCAUCCAUCUGAAACGACUCCCGAGCUGCUAAUCGUGACAGAUCAUUCUUCAACGUGAAACAGACGUUUGACAACAUAACCUUAAUUCAAGGUGAAGGUCGGAGCUCUCUGACGAAGACGCUCAGAUGAGGCUGGAGGUCACACAAAAAGCUGGACAGUAAACCCUCUUAUACUGAACUGACAUCAGAGAUCAGUCUCAAUCUUUGCAGUGUAUUCAAAUGAAGGUGAAGCAGAUCUUCCCAGGACAGUUCCAGAUGAAUUUGAUUACAUGUUUUGGAAAAUGGUGUUAAAACAAGCAACUGAGACCAGACGAACCACAGAGGCGUCGAAAAACUGGACAGAGGAUUCACCCGUCUCCUCCGAGAUGAUACAUUGUUCGGACUGAAGACGCAGAGCUUUGGGGAAAAAAUGCAAACAAAGAUGUCGUCACUGUCCAGGAGAACGGAGACACUGAAGUGAUGGAGAGCAGAGAGGAGAGCCCUGCACAUGACCAAGUCCCCACACCUCCAGAGCGAGGACUUCUCCACAUCUGGCAGUCAGCGGGGCCCAGUGAUCAGCUCUGUCCGCAGCGAGUGCUGCUUUCCAGGCCGGUUCUGCAGGUCACCCUGGGAGAACACCAUGGACUCCUGCUGACACAGGGCGGGCAGGUGUAUUCAUUCGGAGAGCUGCUGUGGAGGGAUCUGAGCAUCUCGUUGUCUGCCCCGGUGCUGGAGGAGUCUCUGCUGGGGAAGACGGUGGUGCGUGUGGCUGCCGGCGGCUUCCACUGUGGUGCGCUGAGUGAGCAGGGCAGCAUCUACAUGUGGGGGGAGAACACUGCAGGACAGUGUGGACAGACUGAGAGGGGCACUGCCACAAACAUCACAGUUUCAGAUCCGAGCCCAGUCAGUGUCGUGGACAGCGAGGCCGCUCCUCCUGCGGUGGUUCGGGUUGUGGAUCUGGCCUGUGGACGGGAGCACAGCCUGGCUCUGUCAUCUCAGAAUGAGCUGUGGGCCUGGGGCAGUGGCUGCCAGCUUGGCCUGGUCACAAACAAUUUUCCUGUGUGGAGACCACAGAAGGUGGAGCACUUGGCUGGCAGACAUGUUAUUCAGGUGGCUUGCGGCGCCUACCACAGCCUGGCCCUGGUUCGCAGUUUACCUCCUCAGAGCAACCAUACCCCGAACCCCCCUGAAAAGAGAGAGCGGGGCCAGUCACCUCACUACUCGGCGACAGAGAGGGAGGACCCGUUUACAGUUGAUGAUGCUCACUACUGUCCGCUGGGAGUGGAGCUGACUGAAGUGUUGACAGGCGAGACCUCUCCCAGGAGAGGAGGCCCCAGACGAAGGCUCCAACCUCGGGGGAGGUCAGCUGGCCGCAGCCCUGGCUCUGGAACUGCUGCAUGCCCAUUUUCUGAAGAUGGAAAAUCUAGCAAUAAACAGAGGAAUCCAUCUGUUGGCGCCAAUUUUGAGCCUGACGUGACUCAGACAGACGGACGCCCCAAGUCCCACCCACUGUCAUGCUGGACAGCCAAUAAGAACUCAGCAUUCCCUGAUGAGCUGGAGCUACAGAACAUCCUCCAGAAACUGUCUGGUCACUCGUUAGAGCCUCAUCACUCAGCACAAGGGGAUACUGACUCACUGAGCAGUCACACGUCAGAUGACAGCUGUGUUUCCUCAACUCCUUCCGUGGAUCUGUUCUCUUCCAUUUUCAAAGACGAAUCACCAAUCAAGAGUCAGGCCACGAAUAAAAGUGGAGUGUCUGGGCCGUACUCCUCCUCCCCCGUGUGCUUGGAAGACGUUCGGCUCUGUCUGGAGGCGGAGAAGAAGGCAGUGCAGGGGCUGAAGAGUUCCAGUCUUACAAAUAUAAACCAGAAGGGGGAAAAGGCAGGAAACAGGAGACGCUCACUGCCUGGAACACCCACUCAUGGUUCCCCACGGCGCCGGCGGCCGUGCGCCUGUAGGCCGUCCUCUGCUAGUCGGACCAAGGCUGCAGCAUUAGAGGAGUCAGGAGACGAGUUGCCGUCUCUGGAGACAGAAGUCUGGAGCUGGGGGCGUGGGUCUGAGGGGCAGCUGGGUCAUGGAGAUCAGCUCGCUAGACUCCAGCCUCUGUGUAUCAAGUCUUUGACAGGCGAGGAAGUGAUCAAAGUUGCCGCAGGAUCACAUCAUUCACUGGCCCUCAGUGCUCAGUGCAAGGUAUAUUCAUGGGGCAGCAACAUGUGUGGACAGCUGGGUCAUGUCAACAGCCCUGUCACUGUUCCUCAGCAAGCGAAGCUGUCUGACGGUCUCCGGGUUUGGGACGUGUCAGCGGGUCAGAGCCACUCCCUCCUGCUGGCUGACGGAGACUGUGUCCAGCCGAUCCUGUUGUACUCCGGCCAGCAUCAAGAGCCAAUGUCAGCGCAAAGGGAGAGGUCACAACGGUCAUGCCAAAGGUCACCAAACAGGGCGGAGAGUUAUACAGUCAGACCCACCCUGCUGCCUUUGUGCAUGGAGAUGGGUUAUAUUAGCAGUGUGAGCUGUGGCGGGCAGAGCUGCGCGGUGUUGGCAGACCAGAAUGUCAUGGGCUUCAUCUCGGCUAUCCACGAGCUGUCGUCCAGAGAGAGACACUUCUACUGCUGGUUGAGCAAAGUCAGGAAGCUCCUUCUCACCCCCCUUUGUAAUAGAGAGGGUGUGUGCCCGUCAAUAGGUGAGCCGUGCACUCAUCUCUUCUUCUCUCUCUGUGAGAGCUUUUUUCGCCUGAGGGCCCUGAUUGGUCGACACUCCACGGCACUCAGCUACUUCCUGCAUGAUGUGCAGCGCUGUGAUGUCACCUCCCUUCCACUCCUGACACACACUGAUGACUUCCUGGACAUUUAUAAAGAGUAUUGCUCUGCACUAGGGAACUUCCAAGUGAUGGGUGGAUUCCAGUCACUCCACAAACUCUCACUUGAGUUUUUAGGUUCUCAGCAGGCCACGCUCGUCCAGCUGUGUGUUCCAGAUCAGUCUGUCAGUGGUGUUGCUGAUCUGGUUUCGUUGCUGUACUGGCCUCUGCAGCAGCUCCACCAGUACAGCCGGGUUCUGCUCAAAAUGGCAGCCUGCUAUGAUGUGUUAACUGUCGAGUAUCAGUCCCUCCAUCAGGGCUGCAGUCAGUAUGAGUCCCUGUCUUCGUCCCUGUUGAGGAGGAAGAAGGAAGCUGAGACCACAUUCCACUUCUGGAAGACCCACUCUGGAAAAAUGACAGAGGUUCUACGUCUCCCACGGCGUCGUGUAGUGUGUGAAAGCAGCAGCAGAUCUCUGACCCUGCAGAACGCCGGGCGGUUCUCCAACCACUGGUUCAUACUGUUCAACGAUGCCCUGGUGCACACACAGGGUGCCAUUCCCUCUCAGAGCUUUUUCUCCACACAUCACAUCUACCCUCUGACCUGCCUGUGGGUGAAACCAGUCACCGAAGACAGCAGCGGACUCUACGCCAUCAGAAUCACAUGUCCAGAGGAGAGUUUCACCAUGGUUGCCUCAACACCACAGGAAAAAAACAAGUGGCUACGAUCUCUUAACCAGGCGGUGGAUCAGAUGCUGGGUGGUGGAAGUCAGGGGUCAUCACCGGGGGUGACGGCGAUAUCUCGCACAGCCUCCUACAAAUUCGCUGCAGAGGGACGGUUUAAGGACGCCCAGUACACCGGGGGCUGGCUGGCAGGACGAGUUCACGGCAGAGGAACCAUGAAGUGGCCAGAUGGCCGAACGUACGUCGGGAACUUUAAGAAUGGACUGGAGGAUGGCUAUGGGGAGAGUAUUUUACCCAACAAAGUGCUAAAUAAACCAGACAGCUACCAAGGGCACUGGAGAGAUGGCAAGAUCCAUGGUUUCGGCAAGUACAAGUAUGCCAGUGGCGAGGUGUACGAGGGCUGUUUCUGUGACGGGCAGCGCCACGGUUACGGCAUGCUGAGCUCAGGUAAACAAGCCAGGGCGACAUCCAGCGUUUCCAUUGGACAUUGGUUCCAGGACAGGAAGACAGGAUAUGGAGUCUCCGAUGACAUCACCAGAGGUGAGAAGUAUAUGGGAGGUUGGCUGGACGACCAGAGGCACGGCAGUGCUUUGGUUGUAACCCAGUACGGCAUGUACUAUGAAGGGACCUUCAAAGAGAACAAGAUGAGUGGUCCAGGGCUGUUGGUGUCAGAUGACGACACGGCUUUCCAUGGGGAGUUUUCUGAUGACUGGACUAUCAAUGGGAAGGGUGUUUUGUCCCUGCCUAACGGUGACUGUCUCGAGGGCCAUUUCAGUGGAGAGUGGAGCAAAGGGCUGAAGGUGGUUGGAACAUUCACCAAACCAGCUAUCGAUGAACCUGAUAACAAAGAUAGAAACAGCCUCUUGAGGUUGGGUCAGUACGUGGUGCCUGCAGGUCAGAGGUGGAGCUGUGUGUUCGCUGAAUGUUGGAGUCGACUGGGCUGUGAUGCAGCUGGGAGAGGAGAGAGAAAUACAGCCUGGGAGAACAUCGCUGUUACAAUAACAAUGGCACAACGGCACAGCCUCGACCUCAGUAGGUCUGAGAGCAAAGUAUUGGAGUGUUUGGAGUUUAUUCCGCCGGAAGGAGAAUCUGUCACCACUGCAAACUACGACAACAUACGAAGAUAUCUCAUCAAGGCAUGCGAGACCCCCAUCCACCCCCUAGGUUGGCUGGUGGAGACGUUGGUGACCGUCUACAGGAUGACAUACGUUGGCGUGGGAUCCAACCGCAGGCUCCUCAGACAGGCUGUGCAGGAGGUCCAGGCUUACCUCACCCAUUUCUUCACCAUUGUCAGUUUUCUGUUUCCCGGGUUACCAGAUGAUGGCGGCAUAAUCCCAGACCCCCCUGCCUCUCCAUCCAAAAGCAGACACAGUUCUAACACAGAAGGGCAAGGUGUUGUGGUGGUGAGCUGCUCCUCUCUGCUCCUCCCUCUGCUGCUCCCUCCACUCUACCCUCCUCUUUUUACCCUGUACUGCCUGCAGGAGGAGCAGGAGGAGGCCCAGUACUGGGAGCGCAUCCUCCGACUCAACAAACAGCCCGACCAGUCACUGCUCGGCUUCCUGGGAGUGCAGGAGAAGUUCUGGCCGGUGUGGAUGUCAAUUCUGGGAGAAAAAAAGGAGAUUGUUUCCAGCAGCAAAGAGGUCUGCUUUGUUUCUGCCGUAGAGACGCUCCAGCAAAUCAGCACCACCUUCACUCCAUCAGAUAAACUCCUGGUCAUCCAGAAAACGUUUGAGGAGUUGACUCAGGAAGUCAAACCGACGCUGGCUGGGGAUUUCCUGUGGUGCAUGGACGACCUGCUCCCCCUCUUCCUCUACGUGGUUCUCAGAGCAAGGAUCAGGAACCUUGGAGCUGAGGUCAGUCUGAUAGAAGAUCUGAUGGAUCCAAAUGUUCAGCACGGAGAGAUGGGACUGAUGUUCACAACACUGAAGGCCUGUUUUAUCCAGAUCCAGCAUGAGUCCACUACGUAGGAAAUGGGCAGGAAGACGCCUGCAACAGCGACCCAGCGCUGGGAAGCUGCGCUGCGGCUGCGGCUGCACGGACAGAAAGCAGAGGGAGGGACUCCAGAGUUCCCCCUGACUAAAGGAAUGUAACACAUCGCCCUCCUGUGGACAUGUUGGGAAGCUGCAUUAUUCUCUUCAUAACACGGUAACAGGUGGCAACUGUAGAUUUUCAGCAAUACUUCUUGUAAUACAUCAGCUCAGUUUUCAAUUUUAAGCUGAGUAACUGACAGUACUGAACAAUAGUUUAUAUUUUAUAAUAUUUCCCUAAAGUUUAACUCAUUAGAAUAGACAAGACACUGUGAGGUGUUGGACUAUAUAUUUGUCCUGUUUCUUCUGCUGUUCAUUAGAGCUUCAUAACACACCAUGCAAAGGGACCUAACUUCUAAAGUGGAGUAGCAAGUUAACAGUGGAUUUACCACAGAAAAUGGUGUGGUAUGGUAUGCUGUUGGUUGGUUUUGGUUUUGCACUUAAGAAUGUUUUUAGAACAUGUAGCAUUUUAUAUGGCGGCCUGAGCACUUUGUUUUCAUUACUUUCCACUGAUCUCAGAUUAUCUACAUGAGACUCAGACCUUAGUGAGCAGCUGCAGCAGCUCGAGAACAAACUGGAUGAGAAGUUUGGCUUUUCUAACAGAAUUAACUGUACAAAUUCCCCUAGUUUUAUUCUCUUUGUGAAAACAGAGGAAACUGCUGUAGGUACUUAAUGGCUCAGUUGUGUUGUUAUAUUUUUUCCUCAUAAGCCAAACCAAAAUCACUUGCUCAGAAAGCUGUAGUAACGGAAAGGGAAGGUUUUAAUUUCUCUUGCAACAACUUGUAUGUAAGUGUUAAUUAUGCAAAUUUAAAUAACAUAAAUCAGGUUUUCAUCCCCU
Scophthalmus maximus (turbot) is the source of this 6721-nucleotide messenger RNA. Its product is annotated as alsin-like. The coding region runs from base 862 to 5823 and encodes 1653 amino acids. NCBI's taxonomy places the organism in Eukaryota, Metazoa, Chordata, Actinopteri, Pleuronectiformes, Scophthalmidae. The record is from RefSeq and is a predicted model, not a curated record. The transcript has 41 exons.